Molecule: messenger RNA, 1264 nt
Organism: Ruditapes philippinarum (Manila clam)
Lineage: Eukaryota; Metazoa; Mollusca; Bivalvia; Venerida; Veneridae
Product: alpha-(1,3)-fucosyltransferase fut-5-like
Exons: 1
Coding region: 392-1264 (290 amino acids)
Cellular component (GO): membrane
Molecular function (GO): alpha-(1->3)-fucosyltransferase activity
Source: RefSeq, a predicted model, not a curated record
GUGUAAUUUAAGUUGCAGGUUCAACUCAAAGCAAAGAAAGGUUAUUCUGAUAAGUCUUAUUCCUGUUGUUUAUACAAUAUCUACCGUUGUAUACCUACCAGAUUUUCUGACAAAAUGUAGAGAUAUAACACUAUUCACUGGCACCAAUGGGCAAACCAGAAAUAAGACGGACCUUCAACCAAAUAUAAAAGAAAUUGAUAAGGACAAAGGUGGAUCGGCAACGUCAGAUCAUGAUGAUAGAAGAUUUGUAGAUCUAUCAGUAUUCACCUUACCUGCAAAAAGUCGAUCAACAAAGAAAUAUGUUAUAUCGUGGAUCAACAAGCCAUACUGGCUUAAUAUACCAAGCGUAAACAGCUUUUUACGUUAUCGAUGUGUGAACCAAAACUGUAAGAUGACGGAGUACCAGAAUCACACCAGACAGUCAGAUGCACUCGUAUUUAACUCUAAAGAAGAGCUACCUAGUAAUAUAUCUUCUGUUUUCAAAUAUCGUUCUUCUGAUCAAGUAUGGGUAUUCUUUCAAAUGGAACCCCCAUCACGUAUCUCAACAUUUUGGUUCAGGGAUGAAAUGUUCAGAAAUUCAUUCAAUUGGUCUUGGAGUUACCGCCUAAAUGCUGACAUAUUUAGGCCUAUAAGAACAUUACAAAGGCGAAUUGGUAAUUCAAAUUUAGAUUACAAAGCAAUCUACAGGAGAAAAACCAAAAUGGCAGCUUGGGUUGUAAGUCAUUGCAAUACGCAAAGUCUUCGGGAAGAAUAUGUUUCUAGUCUAAUUAAAGCAGGCAUCGAUGUAGAUAUUUUUGGGGGAUGCUCCCAUGACAGGAAGCGAGAAAAUGCAAGUUACAUAAUGAAAACAAUAAGUCAGGAAUAUAAAUUUUACUUAGCUUUUGAAAACAGUUUCUGUGAAGACUAUAUAACAGAAAAGUUCUUUACUUAUUACGGUUUAGAUGUCAUUCUUAUUGUAAGGGGCGGGUUUAAAUAUGCAAAUUUCUUUGACAAGUCAACUUUUAUAGACACAUCAGACUUUGAAUCUGUGAAGGAAUUAGCCGGGUUUUUGAUGAAUGUCAGCAGUAGGGAAGAAGUGUAUACAUCAUACUUAAAGAAUAAAGACAAAUACAUCCCGGGGUACACACAGUGGGAUACGAUUCAGCAUUCUAGUUGUCAACUGUGUUCAAAACUUAACAAUAUCAAUAGAUAUCUUAACAUAUAUAAUGACAUCAGUAUAUCCGUUGCUAAUGAUACAUGUUAUGAGCCAACUGACAAUAAUUAA